AUGUCUUCCUCACCUGUUGACAUCGAGAAGAAAGCGUCCCACUCGGGAGACAACAUCGUCACUGAAGAGGAUGUCGGCCCCGCGGGGGAUGGCGGCCACAUGCACCGCUCGUUGAAAGGUCGCCAGGUGUCCAUGAUUGCAAUUGCUGGUACCAUUGGUACAGGCUUGUUCCUGGGGUCUGGCAAAGCUUUGGCGAAUGGUGGGCCCGUCGGUGCCCUGUUGGGCUACCUCUUCGUGGGUAUACUUGUCGGUUUGAUGAUGUACUCCCUCGGUGAAAUGAUGGUCUGGGAUCCUUCAGCGGGGGGUUUUAUCGAGUUUUCGACCCGAUAUGUCGACCCCGCCAUGGGUUUCGCUAUGGGCUGGCAAUUCUGGUUCCAAGCCGUCAUGACUGCGCCUGUCGAAAUUGUCGCCGCUUCCAUUGUCAUCUCAUUUUGGGACCACAACGACGACCACAAGGCCAUCUAUAUCGCGGUUAUGUUGAUUGGUAUAAUCCUCGUCAAUCUCGCCGGCAUCAAGUACUUUGGCGAAUUCGAGUUCGUCUUUGCCUUCAUCAAGAUCAUCACCGUUAUUGGCCUCGUCAUUGCCUGUCUUGUCAUCGACCUGGGAGGUGCCCCCGACAAGGACCGCCGUGGUUUCCGCUUCUGGAGGGAAGAACCCUUCAACAACCAUUUCUUCCAAGUCGAGCCUCCUUCAAAAGCGCGAUUCCUUGGAUUUUGGGCUGUUCUUACCCAGGCCGCCUUCUCGUAUGGUGGCAUGGAAGGCCUUGCUAUGAUAUGUCUGGAAGCUGCUAAUCCACGGGUGUCUAUGCGAACUGCCGUUCGUGCUAUUUUCUACCGUAUCGUCCUUCUCUAUGUCUUUGCUAUCCUGCUCAUCGGGAUGUGUCUCAGCCGGAGCGACUCGCAUCUUUUACAAGCUAACGCGGAAGGUUCCGGUACUGCGGCUCAGUCGCCCUUCGUCAUCAUUAUCACCAACGCCGGCAUUAAAGUCCUACCCCAUAUCAUCAAUGCCGUCGUCCUCACCUCUGCUUUCUCUUCGGGCAACGAGUUUUUGUAUUCCUCCUCGCGAUCGCUCUUCAUGCUCGCACAAGAAGGAAAGGCUCCGCGUAUUCUGGCCAAAGUCACGAAAAAUGGUGUCCCUGUAUACUCGCUUGCCGUUUGUUCUUUGUUCGCCUUGCUCGGAUUCCUUGCUUGCGGAAAGGAAGGUGCUAAUGACGCGUUCAACUGGCUGGGUAACAUCACCACUUUGGGCUCCAUGAUUACCUGGUGUGGUAUUGCCAUCGCGCACAUUCGCUGGUACCGCGCGAUGAAGGUUCAGGGCCUGAGCCGCGACGAGCUGCCAUUCAAAAGCUGGACCCAACCCUACGGAGCAUGGAUUGUGCUGAUCUCAUUCAGCAUUAUCAUCUUCUUCAACGGCUACACGACAUUCAUGACCAAGCCAUUCGACUGGCAGUCGUUCCUCUCCGAUUACAUCAACAUCCCGUUCUUCGUCAUCCUCUUCGUUGGCUGGAAGAUUGCGAAGCGAAGCAAGUUCGUGUCGUUGGUGGAGAUGGACUGCUCGACACACUAUGUUGAAGAUAGUGUUGUGUACUCCAAGUACUAA
Mycena indigotica is the source of this 1599-nucleotide messenger RNA. RefSeq names its product AA-permease domain-containing protein. Gene Ontology annotation, molecular function: amino acid transmembrane transporter activity. The transcript has 6 exons. The record is from RefSeq and is a predicted model, not a curated record. Lineage: Eukaryota; Fungi; Basidiomycota; Agaricomycetes; Agaricales; Mycenaceae. Gene Ontology annotation, cellular component: membrane. Gene Ontology annotation, biological process: amino acid transmembrane transport. The coding region runs from base 1 to 1599 and encodes 532 amino acids.